This is a messenger RNA of Ilex paraguariensis (yerba mate), 480 nucleotides long. Lineage: Eukaryota; Viridiplantae; Streptophyta; Magnoliopsida; Aquifoliales; Aquifoliaceae. The record is from the annotation of a GenBank genome assembly.
AUGUACAUUCUUCUUGAGGAGUUGAAACUCCGAAGAAAUGCUAUCAUUGUUCUGGCUUUCUUAGCAUCGUCCGGAAAAGCUGGCUUUGAAAUUCUCUUGGGUCAUAGGCUUCCGAAAAGGAGUGACUUUCUUACAUUGAUUUUGCACAUUUUGGCAUCAGAGAUGGACAUUGAAGCAUCAGAAUGUACUCAGCUGCCUGAAAUUUUCAAAGAAAGGACCUUGCUAAUUCGAGAGGCACUUAUCCUUCUGAAUAGACUAGCAUCAAAUCCGCAGUACUCCACUCCUGUUUUCAGAAUACUAACGAACAGCCGAGAUGUGGCCUCUUUGACCUUGGAUGUAGCUAACAGGUUAUCCCGCAAAGGCAAAUGGCUAUGGCAGUCUGACAAGUUGACUCGGCAAAUCAGAGAAUCUGAAAUUGUGGACUUAGCUCGGGUAUUUAAAAAAAGGGUGUUCACCUUUUUAGGAGAAAGCUUGUCCUGA